AUGCCAAAAUCGAAAGCCUACUCUAACCCGCUACCCUCGAUCGCCGAUGAACAACGUUACGGUACCAAGUGUCACGAGCUACGGGCUAAGAUACGGGAGAUCGAACGGGAAAACCAAAACAUUCAGCUAAAAAUCCUGCAAUCCAAGAAGAACGUGUCACGCUUGCGGAUCGAGCGAGCUGUGCUCUACGAGGCGUUGGCAACGGUCAGCGCAAGUGCAUUCAAGGCAAAGGGCAUAAUCGUCCCUCCUGAAGCUCAACCAUCUACCUGCAAUGCUCCACUGUCUGCCUUAAAUCCGACCCCGGCACCUUCGAUCCCAUCGCCUCAUAAUGGAUAUCAUCCUCAGAGCAUCCCGCCUCCUAGUAGGGCCUACAACGAUCCUCCGCAAGCCGCGAAUAAUCACGGACAAGUACCCAAUCGAAGCUUUAACAGGUCAACGGAACCGGUCCCAAUCAACGGGAUCACCGGAUUGCUGAAUUCGAAUGUUAAUAACACCAAUUCUCACCACGGACCACCUCCACCGAUCCCUCACAGUCAAUAUCCUCAGAACCUACCUGCCCAAACUCAGGUCCCAUCCCAUAAUAAUUCCAGGAUGACUACCACCAACGCCCAUCAGCUUGCGCCGAUCUCUGCCGACCCGGCGGCCAGCGCCCGAUUCUCUUCGGCCUCCGACAGUCCCACCGCACCGAACAACCAUUUCCAACAACAACACCAACUUGGUGCUCGCUCGAUGCCUCAUGCUCGCUCAAACCCAGCCUCGGCCGCCGUCCUUCCCAGCCUACACCCUCAUCCGCCGACCUCUCAGCCGCUUUUGAACGGCAACGGCCCCGCACCCCGUGUCGAGGGGCGUGUCGAUGAUGAGAUGGAGAUCGACGCCGAAUGCGAAGAUGAAGAAUGA
This is a messenger RNA of Puccinia triticina, 897 nucleotides long. RefSeq lists its product as uncharacterized. The coding region runs from base 1 to 897 and encodes 298 amino acids. The transcript has 5 exons. The record is from RefSeq and is a predicted model, not a curated record. Lineage: Eukaryota; Fungi; Basidiomycota; Pucciniomycetes; Pucciniales; Pucciniaceae.